AUGGAUGAGAUCAGAUCGGAGAAAGAAGAGAAAGGUAAACGUCGCCGUAAAGCCAUUUGCCGUAAAACCGGUGACCACGUCCACUAUCCACCCACGCGCCUAACCAAACCGACGCGUCCUCCUCACGCGCCAUCACCAAACCUCAAAUCGAGCUUCAGAUUCCCCGACAAGAAGCCACGUUACGGCAAAUGCAGGAAGAAUCAAGCCGCUGGUCUCGGUACCACCGCCUACGACGGCUGCGGCGAGUUCGUUAGCUCCAUUUCCGGCGAAGAUUGCGCCGCAUGCGGCUGCCACCGUAACUUCCACCGGGAAGAAGAAGAAUCCAUUCUCGAAAGAUGCAUAAGAUCCGGCACAGUCGAUGAGUCGGUCCUUGAAAUGCUUAAGAUUUCAGAGUAUCAGUUUCGGCAGAUCUUCUGCUCGCCUUACGGUGAUCGUCGCCGAUCUAAGGGAGAGGAGGAUUUAGUGGAGGAGGAGAGAGUGAAGAGGUUGAAGACGAAGUUCACGGCGGAGCAGACGGAGAAAAUGCGGAGUUACGCGGAGAAGCUACGGUGGAAAGUGAGCCCUGAGAACAGAGACGAAGUUGAUGAGUUUUGUGUAGAGAUUGGAGUUAAUCCGAAGAAUUUUAGGGUUUGGAUGAAUAAUCACAAGGACAAAAACUGA
Arabis nemorensis is the source of this 660-nucleotide messenger RNA. Lineage: Eukaryota; Viridiplantae; Streptophyta; Magnoliopsida; Brassicales; Brassicaceae. The record is from the annotation of a GenBank genome assembly.